This is a messenger RNA of Brienomyrus brachyistius, 642 nucleotides long. RefSeq names its product immunoglobulin kappa light chain-like. NCBI's taxonomy places the organism in Eukaryota, Metazoa, Chordata, Actinopteri, Osteoglossiformes, Mormyridae. The record is from RefSeq and is a predicted model, not a curated record. The annotation marks the transcript as partial. Gene Ontology annotation, biological process: response to bacterium. The transcript is spliced from 2 exons.
GGAGACAGUGUGACCCUGACAUGCUUCUGUCCAGAAGAUGUUUCUUAUGUUGCUUGGUUCAAACAAGCUGUUGGUCAGAAGCCCCAGCUCAUGGCGAAAGCACUUCUCUACGUACCUGGUGAAUUUUACAAGGAAUAUAAAAGCAUAAAACGUUACUCCUUACUGAAUGCAGAGGGGAGUUUUAACCUCACUAUUUCUAACGUGGAGCCGUCAGAUUCUGCAGUGUAUUAUUGUGCUGCUGUGUUUCUUCAUGAGGUCACCUUUGGGAAUGGAACCUUUGUCAUAACCACAGGUAAAGACUCCAACAGCAGGACUGUGGUACAGCAGCCUGUGUCUGACACAUUGCAGCCAGGAGACUCUGUGAGUCUGCAGUGUACGAUAGAGACUGGGAGCUGUGCAGGAGAACACAGUGUUUACUGGUUCAGACAUGGAUCAGGAGAAUCCCUUCCUGGAGUCAUUUACAGCCACGGAAACAGCAGUGAUGAGUGUGAGAAGAGCCCUGAGGCUGGAUCUCCUACACGGAGCUGCGUCUACAGCCUCCCCAAGGGGAACCUCAGCCUCUCCGAUGCUGGGACUUACUACUGCGCCGUGGCCAUGUGUGGGGAGAUGCUGUUUGGCAAUGGGACCAAGCUGGAUAUAGAU